ACCCGCUUCAUCCUCCGAGUCGGAUACCACCCCGUCCGACGCCCACACGAGAUACACCUCCGGCACCUGUCCCUCCAUUGCCGUCGGCCUGUAUCGGUCGACAGCAGCCAGCGUCGACUCAAAAUGCUCGACGAGCCACGCCGGCGCCGGCGCCCCAUCUCCCAUGACAUUGUGUCGUGCCAGCCAGCGCAACACCUCCACUGGCAUCGCUUCGUACACAUUCCGCGGCGGCACAUCGAUGAGAAUCAGCUUCCGCACCUCUUCCCCAGCGCGCAUCAGCACCUUGGCCGCCUCGAAAGCGUAAUAGCCGCCGGCGGACCAUCCCCCGAGGAUAUACGGCCCCUUAGGUUGGCGAGCACGGAGUUCUUUCACCCAUGUCUGAACGAGAUCAUCCACGCUAAAAGUCACGUCGCGCCCGGCUCGCAGGAAGGGGCUGUUGAGUCCGAAGACGCACCAUCCCGAUCCAAUCUCUGGGAGCUUCGCAUACGAAGACGCCGACCCACUCCCGUCAGGGAAGAGAAAGAGGUAUUUCUGCGUGGCCUUGGGAUCGCCUUGAAGAAGAACGGAGAGGGGGACAGAGGGAGAACGCGAAGGCUGCAUCGGAGCAGAAGACACAGGAGCCGAAGACAGUUGCAGACUUCUUUCAAUAUCGGUCAUCGAAGAUCCGGCCGUGAGAAUCGUCCGGGGGGACCGCGAUCCCAAGCUGCUCGCGCACUGCUCCAGCGAUGGUAA
This is a messenger RNA of Rasamsonia emersonii CBS 393.64, 732 nucleotides long. RefSeq lists its product as uncharacterized. The annotation marks the transcript as partial. The transcript has a single exon. The record is from RefSeq and is a predicted model, not a curated record. Lineage: Eukaryota; Fungi; Ascomycota; Eurotiomycetes; Eurotiales; Trichocomaceae.